This is a messenger RNA of Hemibagrus wyckioides, 4891 nucleotides long. RefSeq names its product transportin 2b (gene tnpo2b). Gene Ontology annotation, cellular component: cytoplasm; nucleus. The coding region runs from base 2042 to 4714 and encodes 890 amino acids. The transcript is spliced from 25 exons. Gene Ontology annotation, biological process: protein import into nucleus. Lineage: Eukaryota; Metazoa; Chordata; Actinopteri; Siluriformes; Bagridae. The record is from RefSeq and is a predicted model, not a curated record. Gene Ontology annotation, molecular function: nuclear import signal receptor activity; small GTPase binding.
AAAAAAAAAAAAAAAAAAAAAAAUCGCAGUAGUAAAAAAAGAGGCGCUGGCGAUUGAAUAACUAACAAUCUCACGAGAUUAACAGAUAUUAAGGACGGGAGAUUAAACGCAUCCCAUAGUUAUUAAACUAAACUGUAAUCCGAUAAAAAAACAACACACACGCGCGAAAGAAGAGAAAAAAGAGGAAUCGGCGUGUUGACAAAUCCGCGACAUCAGUUAUGUCACUAACUUGGCGUCGCAUAUUGGCUGGUUUUUUGACACAUUACCCCUACGUAGGUCUCAUAUCCAGCUAACAAGGUUAGCCUAAUAGCUAAACAGCGUCAAUUGGGGCCCCCUUCGGCGUCGUGUUUUCUUUCGCACCCGUAUUCCCAGAAACCCCGCCUCCAGCCCGAGGAACGCGGGAGGACGAUUGGACGAAUUGAACGCCAAUCAUGAAGCGCUAGCCAAUCCACGAAGAGGAUACGGCUUUAUCGGAAUACGGAUGGGGGAAAAAAAAAUAAAACGUCCAUUUUUUUCCGGCCUUGCCAGAUUCAAAGCCGGGCAGUCAGUGUCGUGAUUUGCAUACAUUCAAAUAAGCUGUGUGGCGAUGUAAACACACUUAGGUCAUUUCAACAAGCCGAUACUUUAUAACGCGCAUUUAGGCAGAUAAAAAAGGAUAAAUACCUGUUGCUUUGAAUUAAUGAGCGGAAUAAAUAGCUGGAUGUUGAUGCUCACGAGACACACAGCACGAGACAUUGUUUAGUUUAGUUUAGUAGGCUAAGAUUAUAAACUAAUACGACUAAUGAUAGUCGAACCAUCGUAAAAAAAAAAAUAAACGACUGAUUUAUGGUUAAAAUCUAAAACGCGAAAUGCGAAUUCGAUACAUGUUUACUAAAAAAAAAUAUUUUUAAAACGAAUUAUGGUUUAAUGAUAAAGACUAUAAACAGAGUGCGAAUGAGAGAGGGGGGUGUCCAACUAAUUAACACAUUAAACACCAAAAGAAAGUAUAGUCAACGGUUUGGGCAGUUCUUAAACCUUUAUGUAUGAGAAAUAAUUAAAAAAUGAAACAACAAUAUUUUUCUGUAGCUUGCUUAGAGAAAACGCACCAGACUGACCCCUUCAAACCCCCCUAAAAUGGACCGAACCAUUUUUCUGUAAUGUUUUUUCAUAUCACACACAUUUUAGUUAUUAAUAAACCGCAUUAUUGUACGUUUUUUUAAAUUCGUUUUUGUCAUAAUUCAGCUCAUAAGAUGUAAGACUACUGCUUUACUCUUGAACUUGACCUCUAGUACUUUUAUAUAUCCGAGAAAAAAACCGCGUGAAAGCGACAAACAGACCCCACAAACAUCCCAUGGGACGUGUUCCAAUUCACGCGAGUGUUCACUAGGUAGUGCACAUCUUAGGUAGGGUCACUCGUGUUUGACCAGCCUAGUGGACAGAUAUCCGUGACACUCCAGAAAAUCCCACAAUGCACUGCAGUAGAUUAGUGCCCAAAUGAUGCAGCAUGAUUCGCUUUAUACCUUAUGCACUUUCUAGGGAGUAGGGACAGAGGGUCGAUUUAGGACACGGGGUGCCUAUAGUGAUAUAAUUCGCACUCUGUUUAUCCUGUAGGUCCUCUAAUAUUAAUCUAACUAUUAAACUAAUUAUUAACAAUCCUGACCUUUCCACCUGCUUCCAUUGUGUCCCGUCACAAGAAACCGGUUCUGAUUUAAGUCAUUGCGAUAUGUUUUUUUUUUUUCUUCUUCUUCUUCUUUUUCUUUUCUUUUUCUUUCCUUCUUUUGUUCCUUUCACCACACCAUUUGCACUCAGUCCAUUAAGUCUGGAGCAUCAGUAGCUGGAGCUGUCAGUGUGUGUGUGUGUGUGUGCCAGGUUUAUCUGGAGUGUGUGUGUGUGUGUUGCAUCGCUGAUCAUUUCGAGUAGAGUUCUCUGUCUAGCGCACUCAUUCGUCCUCUGUGUGUGUUUUCCGUGUUUCUGUUUUAUUUGCGUGCGUGCAUGUGCGUCCUCGUCUCUGUGUGUGUGUGGGGGUGUGUGUGUGUGGGGUGGAUGUGUGUGUGAGGGCAGGAUGGAGUGGCAGCCGGACGAGCAGAGCCUCCAGCAGGUUCUCCUGCUGCUGAAGGACUCACAGUCUCCAGACACGGCCACGCAGAGAGCGGUGCAGGAGAAACUGGAGCAGCUCAAUCAGUACCCUGACUUCAACAAUUACCUCAUCUUCGUCCUCACAAGUCUCAAGUCUGAAGAUGAGCCCACUCGCUCUCUCAGCGGCCUGAUCCUGAAGAACAACGUGAAGGCUCACUAUCAGAGUUUCCCUCCCGCCGUGGCCGACUUCAUCAAACAGGAGUGUCUCAACAACAUCGGAGACCCGUCACCUCUCAUCCGCGCCACCAUCGGUAUUCUGAUCACCACCAUAGCAUCUAAAGGUGAGCUGCAGACAUGGCCCGAGCUUCUGCCUCAGCUCUGUAACCUGCUCAACUCUGAGGACUACAACACCUGCGAGGGUUCAUUUGGCGCCUUACAGAAGAUCUGUGAGGACUCGUCUGAGCUGUUGGACAGUGACGCUCUGAACCGACCUCUAAACAUCAUGAUCCCCAAAUUCCUGCAGUUCUUCAAACACUGCAGCCCCAAGAUCAGGUCUCACGCUAUAGCCUGUGUGAAUCAGUUCAUCAUCGGCCGAGCUCAGGCUCUGAUGGACAACAUCGACACCUUCAUAGAGUCUCUGUUCGUGCUGGCCGGUGAUGAAGACUCGGACGUGAGGAAGAACGUGUGCAGAGCGUUGGUAAUGCUGCUGGAGGUCCGUAUCGACCGCCUUAUACCGCACAUGCACAGCAUCAUCCAGUACAUGCUCCAGCGCACGCAGGACCCAGAUGAGAACGUGGCUCUGGAGGCGUGCGAGUUCUGGCUCACUCUGGCUGAGCAGCCCAUCUGUAAAGAAGCUCUAUCAGGUCACCUUGUGCAACUUAUUCCCAUCCUGGUGAAUGGGAUGAAGUACUCCGAGAUUGACAUCAUCCUGCUGAAGGGUGAUGUGGAGGAAGAUGAUACGAUCCCUGACAGUGAGCAGGACAUAAAGCCCCGCUUCCACAAGUCUCGCACUGUCACACUGCAGCACGAAGGAGGAGAAGGACAGGAGGACGAGGACAUAGAUGAAGAUGAGGAUGAUGACGACGACACUCUGUCUGACUGGAACCUGCGUAAGUGUUCAGCUGCAGCGCUGGAUGUCCUGGCUAACGUGUUCCGUGAUGAGCUGCUGCCUCACCUGCUGCCUCUGUUAAAAGGUCUUCUCUUCCACCCGGACUGGGUCAUCAAGGAGUCGGGAAUUCUUGUGCUGGGAGCCAUUGCUGAGGGCUGUAUGCAGGGCAUGGUUCCAUACCUGCCUGAGCUGAUCCCUCACCUGAUUCAGUGUCUGUGUGAUAAGAAGGCUCUGGUCCGUUCCAUCGCCUGCUGGACGCUGAGCCGCUACGCCCACUGGGUGGUGAGCCAGCCGCCUGAUGCUCACCUCAAACCCCUUAUGACCGAGCUGCUCAAACGCAUCCUCGAUGGCAACAAGAGGGUGCAGGAGGCCGCAUGCAGUGCAUUUGCCACUCUGGAGGAGGAAGCGUGCACCGAGCUCGUCCCCUACCUCAGCUUCAUUCUGGACACUUUGGUUUUUGCCUUCGGAAAAUACCAGCACAAGAACCUGCUCAUCCUUUACGACGCCAUUGGAACCCUCGCCGACUCUGUGGGACAUCACCUCAAUCAGCCGGAGUACAUUCAGAAGCUGAUGCCUCCUCUGAUUCAGAAAUGGAACGAGCUGAAGGACGAGGAUAAAGACCUGUUCCCCCUGCUGGAGUGUUUGUCAUCGGUGGCGACGGCACUGCAGAGUGGCUUCCUGCCCUACUGUGAACCUGUGUAUCAGCGCUGUGUCACACUGGUGCAGAAAACCCUCGCUCAGGCUAUGAUGUACAGCCAGCAACCGGAUCAGUACGAGGCUCCAGAUAAAGACUUCAUGAUCGUGGCUCUGGAUCUGCUCAGCGGAUUGGCCGAGGGUCUCGGAGGUCACGUCGAUCAGCUGGUUGCCCGUAGCAACAUAAUGACCCUCCUGUUUCAGUGCAUGCAGGAUACGAUGCCGGAGGUGAGACAGAGUUCAUUUGCUCUGCUGGGUGAUCUGACCAAAGCCUGCUUUCCUCAUGUUAAACCUUGCAUUGCCGAGUUCAUGCCGAUUCUGGGGACGAACCUGAACCCCGAGUUUAUCUCUGUGUGUAAUAACGCCACGUGGGCCAUCGGGGAGAUCUGCAUGCAGAUGGCAGGGGUAGAAAUGCAGCCGUAUGUGGCUCUGGUUCUUCCUCACCUGGUGGAGAUCAUUAACAGACCCAACACUCCCAAAACCCUGCUGGAGAACACCGCUAUCACGAUUGGUCGGCUGGGUUACGUGUGUCCACAGGAAGUGGCUCCGAUGCUGCAGCAGUUCAUACGGCCCUGGUGCACGUCGCUGAGGAACAUCCGAGAUAACGAGGAGAAAGACUCCGCCUUCAGAGGCAUCUGUGUGAUGAUUGGUGUAAAUCCUGGAGGUGUGGUGCAGGAUUUUAUUUUCUUCUGUGAUGCCCUGGCCUCCUGGGUCAAUCCCAAAGAUGAUCUCAGAGAAAUGUUCUACAAGAUCUUGCACGGUUUUAAGGACCAGGUCGGUGAGGAGAACUGGCAGCAGUUCUCGGAGCAGUUCCCUCCCAUCCUGAAGGAGCGUCUGUCCGCAUGCUACGGCGUGUAGAACCCACCCUACACACGCACAGCACGAUCACACGCUGUCAGCUGAAUCUUUAGGAGGGUUUUACCGGGGGGGAAACUCAUCCAUCUGUGUAUUGCACUGCCCUGAUCGUGGGGGAGAGGGACGCGAUUGGCCGCAUCCGCCUGACGGACAGCCCCCACGACCCUGUGUGUGUCUCCA